AUUGAAUUCAAUAGUCUAUCAUACCUUUAUCAAUAUCUAGAGUAGACACAGCUCUACGGCGACCAUGAACACGACGAAAUGGAGGAUCUCAAAGGCUUGUCAAGAAUGUCGCGCCAAGAAGAUCAAGUGCAACGGGGAGACCCCCUGUCAAAACUGCAGCAUGAGAAAUCUCAGUUGCGUCUAUCGCGAAAAGGCCCGUAAUCGGACGCGCAAGGUCAAACCGCGAACUGCAGCUUAUGAGACUAUAAUGUCUCACGAUGCCAUGGAGAGCACGUCUCUGGAACCCUCCGAUGAAGGAACUGUGCCGCCUACGCCAAAUGCCGACGACGCGGCAUCUGUCGGACCUACAGGAUCAGUAAUGGACAGUGAACGCAGUUUGACACAUAAUAGUGUUGCUGCGACACAUCGCGCAUCACCGUCUUGUUUCCUCCAGCUUUACUAUGGCCCCUCAUCGAAUUUCGCCCUACUCAACUCGAUCUAUCACCAAAUAGCAGGAACAUGCCCAAAUGAUCCUCCAUCACGCUCUGGAAUUGUCGAAGAAGUUGGUCCGGGUCUAGACCUAUUCAGUCAUCGGAGACUAUUCUUCGGAGAUUUGGCCGACAACCAACGGCCAUCAUCAGUACCAGACGACUGUUCAGCUAUGUUGAUUGACCCAGAUACUGCUCAUCGGCUACUCGAGAGAUAUCUUCUGACUUAUUGGCACGGUCUUCCCAUCAUGAGUAAAGACCAUUACCGCCGUCGCUUAAGUGCCCUAUAUCAACCGCCAGGUAUCUUUGAUUAUGAUGCACCCGAGACUAUCAUCAUCAUGCUGGCUGUAGGACUGGGAGCUUCAAUGACAGGCGAAGAAGCCAUUGCAGACUUUCUUUUUCAGAAAACCAAACAAGGAGUUGCCAAAUUGGAUGAGGUUGUGAACAUGCAGAUGGUUCAGAUACACCUCUUAAUGAUAAGUCAUACCUCCUGAACUUUGCUCUCAUAUAAGCUUACACACUCUCAC
Fusarium odoratissimum NRRL 54006 is the source of this 994-nucleotide messenger RNA. RefSeq lists its product as uncharacterized. Gene Ontology annotation, biological process: positive regulation of transcription from RNA polymerase II promoter by galactose. The transcript has a single exon. The record is from RefSeq and is a predicted model, not a curated record. Gene Ontology annotation, cellular component: nucleus. Bases 65 to 961 code for a protein of 298 amino acids. Gene Ontology annotation, molecular function: RNA polymerase II cis-regulatory region sequence-specific DNA binding; DNA-binding transcription factor activity, RNA polymerase II-specific; zinc ion binding. NCBI's taxonomy places the organism in Eukaryota, Fungi, Ascomycota, Sordariomycetes, Hypocreales, Nectriaceae.